Messenger RNA from Solanum dulcamara, 895 nucleotides. RefSeq names its product SKP1-like protein 11. NCBI's taxonomy places the organism in Eukaryota, Viridiplantae, Streptophyta, Magnoliopsida, Solanales, Solanaceae. Gene Ontology annotation, cellular component: nucleus; cytoplasm. Gene Ontology annotation, molecular function: cullin family protein binding. The record is from RefSeq and is a predicted model, not a curated record. Bases 153 to 785 code for a protein of 210 amino acids. Gene Ontology annotation, biological process: SCF-dependent proteasomal ubiquitin-dependent protein catabolic process. The transcript has a single exon.
GUUUCUAGAAGUAUGAAAGAAAACAAUUAUUUUUUAAAACUAAAAUCAUCUAUCACUAUAAAUACACUACUCCAUUAUUCGUCUCACAUUCUCUCAAUUUUCGGGUUUUUUUCUAGGUUUUUUCUUCCCUUCUCACUUCUCCCAAAUUUACAAUGGCCUCAUCAUCAUCGGCGCCGGAGAUUCACCAUCAAUCAAUGGCUUCAUCAUCAUUAGAACCGCCUCAGAGCAAGAUUCUGACCUUGAGAUCUUCCGACAAUGACGAAUUUCAGGUCGAAGAAUCCAUCGCCAUUCAAUCUGGAACUAUCAAAAAUAUGGUAGAGGACGGUUACACAGACAUUCCGCUCAUGAACAUCAAUAGCGAAGUCCUAACUAAAAUUCUAAAUUACCUGAUGAAGCACGCGGAGAAGACUGGUGCUAGUGAAGAAGAACUGAAAGAAUUCGACAAUGAAUUCGCUAAGAUGAGCUUUAAAAAACUGUCUGUUUUUGUAUUCGCUGCAAACUUCCUUCACAUUAGUGGUUUGAUGAGUCUGUUGUGCCAGACGAUUGCUGAUAAAAUUAAGAACAAAUCGGUGAAUGCUGUUAGGCAGAUUUUCAAUAUUACUAGUGAUUACACACCAGAGGAAGAAGCAGAGGUUCGCGCUGAACAUGAGUGGGCACAUGAAGGAGAGUUCGACGACACUAUUGAUGAUGACGACGACACAUCAGAGGAAGAAGAAAAAUCAGUGGUUUGUGAUGAAGGAGAGAGUGACGACGAAUGUACAUCGAAGACACUGUUGAAUAAUUAGUUUGUGUUUCAAUUAAUGGAGUAAUUAGGGGUUUUAAUUAGUUUCUGGAAACUAAACUUGUAAUUUGCUGCUCUGUUUAAUUGACAUAUGAUUUGCUUCUUUUGUUUUUU